AAACAUGAUGGAGAAAUCAAGCAGCCAGUACGACUCCUUCCUGUUCUGGAGGCAGCCAAUCCCAGAGCUGGACCUGUCGGAGCUGGAGGAUCUGAUUGGACCGCAGGCGGCCAAUAGCGGCAAAGGAAAGGACAAGAUGUUCAAACGGAGGAAUCAGGACGAAGCGGAGGAAUUCUCUGAGUUCUCCUCCUUUAACUUCUGGAGAGCUCCUCUCUGUGACGUCGACGCUCUGCUGGCCGACCUCAACCUGCGGCUCUGA
This is a messenger RNA of Scomber japonicus (chub mackerel), 259 nucleotides long. It is a transcript of the gene mllt11, whose product is annotated as MLLT11 transcription factor 7 cofactor. Gene Ontology annotation, cellular component: nucleoplasm; cytosol. Gene Ontology annotation, biological process: positive regulation of mitochondrial depolarization; positive regulation of release of cytochrome c from mitochondria; apoptotic signaling pathway. The transcript is spliced from 2 exons. The coding region runs from base 5 to 259 and encodes 84 amino acids. The record is from RefSeq and is a predicted model, not a curated record. NCBI's taxonomy places the organism in Eukaryota, Metazoa, Chordata, Actinopteri, Scombriformes, Scombridae.